UGCGCCGACGCUUCCGAAUUUUGGACUGUCUUCUUCGACUAACAUCUCGGCUUCGUGAGCGAGAAAAACGUCCUGUAACUCCCCCCAAUAGAAGAAGAGAAGACAUAGUGAAGAAACCCUAUCCCCUUCCUUUCCUUCGCCAUCCUCGACUCCCCAUGCGCGGAGAAUCAUAAACCCUACUCCUUCCUUUCUAGGGUUUCGAAGGGACGAAGAUGGCGCCCAUCCUCAACUACGAGCAGCACGCACAACGACUCAUCGAGCCCGAUUUACCAUUGCAGGUGCGGCUGCAGAUGGUGAUGGAGGUGAGGGAUAGCCUUGAGAUCGCACACACCUCGGAGUACCUGAACUUCCUCAGGUGCUACUUCCGUGCCUUCUCGGUGAUCCUUACACAGCUGACGUCGCCGCAGACCACCGAGAGCGUAGAACACAAGCUUCGCUACGUGGUGGUCGAGAUCCUCAACCGCCUUCCUCACAGCGAGGUACUCCGUCCCUUCGUCCAGGACCUUCUUAAGUUAUCUCUGGCUGUGCUCACUAACGAUAACGAGGACAACGGCUUCAUUUCUGUUCGCAUCAUCUUCGACCUACUUCGUAACUUCCGCCCCACCGUCGAGGCUGAGGUCCAGCCAUUCCUCGACUUUGUCUUGUCCAUCUACCACAACUUCCCAGCCACCGUCGCGCACAUUUUCAACUCGAACAACAAUGCCAACCCUUCUUCCUCGGGGUCUUCUGUCACCUCCCCUUCCCCGCUACCGCUUCCACCUUCCCAUUUAUUGGGAAGCAGGGGGGAUGAUGGCGGUGGACUCGAUGCACCUUCUGGGAAUGGUGGCAUUGGUGGCGUAGUAGUGCCCUACGCAGGGGCCGGGCAGUUGAACCCUAGCACAAGAUCAUUCAAGAUUGUCACGGAGAGCCCCCUGACAGUGAUGUUUCUGUUCCAGCUUUACCCCAAGCUUGUUCAAACGAAUGUUCCUUACCUUUUACCACUUUUGGUUUCUGCCAUCGCCAUCACUGGGCCAGAGAAGGUCUCCAAUAAUCAGAAGCCUCAGUUUGUUGAACUAAAGGGAGCACAAGUCAAGACUCUAUCAUUCCUAACUUACCUGUUGAAGACACAUGCUGAUUAUAUAAGGCCACAUGAGGAGAAUAUUUGCAAGAGUAUAGUGAAUUUGCUCGUGACUUGUCCAGAUUCUGUCUCCAUUAGAAAGGAAAUGUUGAUUGCUUUAAAGCAUGUUCUCAGCUCUGAUAUAAGAAGAGGACUUUUCCCUUUGAUUGACACACUUUUAGAUGAAAGAGUUUUAAUUGGGACUGGACGGGUUUGUAUUGAGACACUGAGACCAUUAGCUUAUAGCCUUCUUGCAGAAAUGGUGCACUAUGUUCGAGGGGAGCUUUCUCUUGCUCAGUUGUCACGGAUUAUCUAUUUGUUCUCAAGAAAUAUGCAUGACUCAUCUUUAACCAUUGUCAUUCACACAACCUGUGCUCGUUUGAUGCUUAAUCUGGUGGAGCCAAUAUAUGACAAAGGAGUUGACCUCCAGAGCAUGGAUGAAGCACGAGCUCUAUUGGGUCGCAUAUUGGACACUUUUGUUGGGAAAUUUGUGACCUUUAAACGCAUUGUACCUCAGCUCUUGGAAGAUGGUGAGGAAGGAAGAGAGUAUUCUUCCUUGAGGUCAAAACUUGAAGUUCCCAUUCAGGCUGUUCUUAAUUUUCAGACUCCAUUGGAAUAUGCCAAAGAAGUCAGUGAUUACAAAAAUUUAAUUAAAACAUUGGUGAUGGGAAUGAAGACUAUAAUUUGGAGCAUCACAAAUGCUCAUAUGCCACGCUCACAGGUUUCUUCAUCAUCACAUGGUGUUCAACAGCAAAUGCAGGCCUCCCCAUCAACUAAUGUGUCCCUUCCUCAAACAUUUAAAGGGAUGCGGGAAGAUGAGGUUAGGAAGGCAACUGGGGUUCUGAAGAGCGGAGUUCACUGUUUGGCACUGUACAAGGAAAAGGAUGAGGAAAGGGAAAUGUUACAGCAUUUCUCACAGAUUCUAGCUAUAAUGGAACCUAGAGACCUCAUGGAUAUAUUUUCCCUAUGCAUGCCAGAACUUUUUGAGUGCAUGAUAACCAACACUCAGUUGCUUCACAUAUUUUCUACGCUCUUGCAAACUCCUAAAGUGCUUCGCCCUUUCAUGGAUGUCUUAAUUCAUUUCCUUGUUGAUAGCAAACUUGAUGCUCUAAAGCAACCAGAUACCCCUGCAGCUAAGCUUGUUUUGCAACUCUUCCGUUUUUUGUUUAUGGCUGCUGCAAAGGCUCCUGCAGAUAGUGAAGGCAUACUUCAGCCUCAUAUACCUCCAAUAAUGGAAGUUUGUAUGAAGAAUGCUACUGAAGUUGACAAACCUCUUGGCUAUAUGCAUCUUCUUCGUUAUAUUUUUCGGUCAAUGAAUGGUGCAAAGUUUGAUACCCUUCUACGAGAUCUUAUUCCGUCUUUGCAACCUUGCCUAAAUAUUUUCCUAUUAAUUCUUGAAGGACCUACUGGUGAGGACAUGCGGGAUCUUAUCUUGGAACUCUGCUUAACCUUACCUGCACGUUUAAGUUCUUUGCUUCCGCACAUUCCUCGUCUUAUGAAACCUCUUGUUCUUGCUCUAAAAGGAAGUGAUGAUCUUGUCUGUUUAGGUCUCCGGACUCUUGAAUUCUGGAUUGACAGUCUGAAUCCUGAUUUCUUGGAGCCUAGCAUGGCAAAUGUUCUGUCAGAGGUUAUACUUGCUUUGUGGUCUCACUUGAGACCCCUACCUUAUCCGCGGGGGCCCAAAGCCUUACAACUUCUUGGUAAAUUAGGUGGUAGAAAUAGGCGUUUUCUUAGAGAACCUCUUGCUCUUGAGUGCAAAGAGAAUCCUGAACAUGGGCUUCGUCUAAUUCUUACAUUUGAGCCUUCUACACCAUUUUUGGUACCUUUAGACCGGUGCAUAUAUCUUGCUAUGGCCGCUGUUACACAAAACAAUGGUGGCAUGGAAGCAUUUUAUAGGAAGCAGGCUUUGAAAUUUGUUAGAGCAUGUUUAGCAUCACUUCUCAAUUUUCGUGGAAAUGUCCCAGGUGAGGGAGUGUCUGCUGGUCUUCUUGGAACCCAAAUGCUUUCUUCAGUGGAUCCUUGUAGGCGUCGUCCCGAGACUUCUGAGAUGAAGGUUGAUCUUGGUGUGAAGACAAAAACUCAACUUAUGGCUGAGAAAUCUAUCUUUAAGAUGUUACUUAUGACAAUUGUUGCUGCUAGUGCUGAUCCUGAGCUCCAAGAUGAAAAAAAUGAAUUUCUCAGUAAUAUUUGUCGUCAUUUUGCGCUGCUUUUUCAUGUGGAAAGCUCUUCAUCCAAUUUGUUUGUGAUGCCGGGGCAGCAUGUUGGUUCCAUGAUAUCAUCAAGCAAUAACAUGAAUUCCAGAUCAAGAGUCAAUAAUUCCAAUCUCAAGGAGUUGGAUCCUCUAAUCUUUUUGGACGCAUUAGUGGAAGUUCUUGCUAGUGAAAACAGGUUGCAUGCCAAGGCUGCUCUAAAUGCCUUAACUGUGUUUGCUGAAACACUUCUUUUUCUGGCAUGUGCCAAACAUAAUGGCAUACUAAAUUCAAGAGGUGGUCCUGGUACUCCAAUGAUGGUCUCAAGUCCAUCCUUGAAUCCUGUGUAUUCACCACCUCCAAGUGUUCGAAUACCUGUGUUUGAGCAACUUUUGCCACGCCUUUUGCAUUGCUGUUAUGGAAGCACUUGGCAAGCUCAAGUUGGAGGUGUCAUGGGACUUGGGUCUUUAGUUGGCAAAGUCUCUGUUGAGACUUUGUGCAUUUUCCAAGUGAAAAUAGUGCGGGGCCUUAUAUAUGUUCUGAAAAGGUUGCCAGUUCAUGCUAAUAAAGAGCAGGAAGAGACAAGCCAGGUCCUUACCCAAGUUCUACGUGCAGUAAAUAAUGUUGAUGAGGCAAAUAAUGACAAUCGUCGACAGAGUUUCCAGGGAGUGGUUGAAUUUCUAGCCUUGGAGCUUUUCAACCCAAAUGCACCUAUUGUUGUUAGAAAGACCGUGCAGUCAUGCUUGGCUCUUUUAGCUAGCAGGACUGGCAGUGAGGUUUCGGAGUUGCUUGAGCCUCUUUAUCCACCUCUUCUUCAGCCUCUAAUAAUGAGGCCACUUCGUACCAAAAAUGUUGAGCAACAGGUUGGAACAGUUUCUGCUUUGAACUUUUGCCUUGCAUUAAGACCUCCUCUUCUCAAAUUAACCCCAGAAUUAGUGAACUUUUUGCAAGAAGCAUUGCAAAUCGCUGAGGCUGAUGAGACCGUGUGGGUUGCAAAGCCUUUGAACCCUAAGGUGGUCACCACAUUAAACAAGCUCCGUACAGCAUGCAUCGAACUUCUUUGCACUGCAAUGGCUUGGGCAGAUCUCAAAACUCCAAAUCAUACAGAGUUGCGUGCUAAAAUCAUUACUAUGUUUUUUAAGUCUCUGACUUGUCGGACGCCGGAGAUUGUCUCUGUUGCAAAGGAAGGGCUUCGUCAGGUUGUUCAACAACAAAGAUUGCCCAAGGAACUUCUUCAGGGCAGCUUGAGACCUAUAUUGGUUAAUUUGGCACAUACGAAAAGUCUUACUAUGCCUUUAUUACAAGGUCUAGCUCGCCUUCUUGAACUUCUGUCGAACUGGUUCAAUAUCCAGUUGGGUGUCAAGUUAUUGGAUCACUUAAGGAAAUGGCUGGAACCAGAAAAGCUUGCUCAAACUCAGAAGUCCUGGAAAGCUGGGGAUGAGCCAAAGGUUGCAGCAGCCAUGAUUGAGCUCUUCCAUCUCCUCCCUCAGGCAGCAGUGAAAUUCUUAGAUGAACUUGUAACUAUAAUUGUUGAUUUGGAAGGAGCACUUCCUCCAGGGCAAUUUUAUAGUGAAAUUAAUAGUCCAUAUCGGCUUCCUCUUGCCAAGUAUUUGAACCGUUAUGCAACAGAUGCUGUGGAUUAUUUCCUUGACAAAUUAAGCAAUCCAAAAUAUUUCAGAAGGUUUAUGUAUAUAAUCUGUUCAGAUAUUGGACAACCUUUAAGAGAAGAACUUGCUAAGUUACCACAUAAGAUACUUGGGAAUGCCUUUCCCCAAUUUAUUCAGCAGUCAGAUGGGACUAUUACUCAAUCUUCAGCCUCUUUAAUUACCAAUGAAGGUCUUACUCCAGACAGUUCUAGUAAUCCAACUUUACCUGUGUACUCCGAUGGUUAUUUUCAUGGAUUGGAGCUUAUUUCGACUCUAGUCAAGUUGAUGCCAGAUUGGCUGCAUGAAAAUCGGAUUGUAUUCGAUACAUUACUCCUUGUCUGGAAGUCACCAGCAAGGAUUGCUCGUUUGCAAAACGAACAAGUUUUGAGCUUACUCCAGGUAAAGGAAAGCAAGCAGCUUGUUAAGUGUUUUCUGAAUUACUUGAGGCAUGAUAAAUCUGAAGUUGGUGUACUCUUUGAUAUGCUGUCAAUUUUCUUAUUCCGAACUCGCAUUGACUUUACCUUUUUGAAGGAAUUUUAUAUAAUUGAGGUGGCAGAAGGUUAUGCUCCCAACUUAAAGAAAGCGAUUCUUCUGCAUUUCUUGAAUGUCUUCCAGUCAAAACAAUUUGGUCAAGAUCACCUGGUCAUUGCUAUGCAAAUUCUCAUCCUUCCAAUGUUGGCACACUCUUUUCAAAAUGGUCACAGUUGGGAAGUUGUGGACCAGUCAAUAAUAAAAACCAUUGUCGAUAAACUUCUUGACCCGCCAGAGGAGAUUAGUGCUGAAUACGAUGAGCCUUUGAGGAUAGAACUUCUACAGCUUGCUACAUUGCUGUUGAAGUACCUACAGAAUGAUCUUGUUCAACAUCGCAAAGAGCUUAUAAAAUUUGGUUGGAAUCAUCUUAAGCGCGAGGAUAAUUCCAGCAAACAAUGGGCAUUUGUGAAUGUAUGCCACUUCCUAGAAGCCUAUCAAGCUCCUGAAAAAAUUAUCCUUCAGGUUUUCAUUGCCUUGCUGCGAACUUGUCAACCAGAAAAUAAGCUUCUAGUUAAACAAGCCCUUGACAUACUAAUGCCUGCACUUCCUCGGAGGCUACCACCAGGAGAAAGUCGUGUACCAAUAUGGAUUCGUUAUACCAAGAAAAUACUUGUUGAAGAAGGUCAUUCAAUUCCUAAUAUGAUACACAUCUUUCAGCUGAUUGUUCGACAUGCGGAUCUCUUUUAUAGCUGCCGAGCACAAUUUGUUCCUCAGAUGGUAAACUCCUUAAGUCGGCUAGGUCUGCCAUUUAACAGUCCUCCUGAAAACAGACGCCUUGCUAUUGAACUUGCUGGCUUAGUUGUUGCUUGGGAAAGGCAAAGACAAAAUGAAAUGAAAGUUGCGCCAGGUUCUGAAGGUUAUAACCAGACAGGUGAUUCAUUGCAUGCUGUUGCUAUAGUUGCUGACUCAAAGUGCCCAUCAGAUACUUCUGUAUUUCCUGAUGACAUAAGCAAGCGAGUGAAGGUUGAACCAGGACUCCAGUCUCUUUAUGUCGUGUCACCUGGUGGAGCAUCAAUACCAAGCAUCGAGACACCUGGAACUGCUGGCCAAUCUGAUGAAGAAUAUAAACCAAAUGCAGCAAUGGAAGAAAUGAUAAUUACAUUUCUUAUUAGGGUUGCUUUGGUAAUAGAAUCUAAGGAUAAAGAAUCAACUUCUAUGUAUAAACAAACUCUGGAGUUACUGACUCAAGCUUUGGAGGUGUGGCCAAAUGCGAAUGUUAAGUUCAACUAUCUAGAAAAGUUGCUUGGACAACUUCCACCUCCGCAGGCUCCUCAAUCCAAAGAUCCAGCAACAGCUCUUGCACAGGGGCUUGAUGUCAUGAACAAGGUCUUGGAGAAGCAGCCACGUAUAUUCAUCCGCAACAACAUAAAUCAUAUCUCACAGAUAUUGGAGCCUUGCUUCAACAGUAAAACAUUGGAUGUUGGAAAAUCUCUUUGUACCUUGCUCAAAAUGGUAUUUACUACCUUUUCACUUGAAGCGUCUGGUACACCACAGGAGGUUAAGUUACUAUAUCAAAGGGCUGGAGAGCUUGUACAGAAACAUCUAGCAGCAGUCACAGCUCCUCAAAUAUCUCUGGAGACUAGCAAUGCUAACUCAAUGAUUACUUUUGCUCUCCUUGUUGUUAAGACUUUGACUGAAGUUCAGAAGAACUUUAUUGAUCCAUUCAUUCCUAUGCUGCUUCGUGUACUUCAGCGUUUAGCACGAGAUAUGGGAAGCUCUUCUGGUUCACAUAUCAGACAAGGACAACGGGCAGAGGUUGAUCCAUUAAUCAAUGCACGUUCAGCAGUCGACUCAUCUUCUGCCAUUUCAAACAUAAAAUGUCUCUUGAACCUUGUAACUGAAAGAGUCAUGCAGUCACAUGAGUGUAAAAGGUUAAUAUGUCAAAUUCUGCAAGCUCUGCUUUCUGAGAAGGCUACAGAUUGCAGUGUGCUUUUGUGUGUCCUUGACACGGUGAAGGUGUGGAUUGAAGAUGAUUACAAAUAUUCCUCUUCUAGUGCAUCAAGUUCAGCUCUAACUCAAAAGGAGAUAGUUUUCUAUAUGCAAAAGCUAUCAUUAGUUGAAUGGAAAAAAUUUCCUGCAGCUUCACAAGAAGAAUGGCAUGGAAAAUAUUUACAACUUCUCUAUGAACUUUGUGCAGACUCGAAAAAGUAUCCUUUGCUCCUUUGCCAGGAAGUGUUCCAGAAGGUUGAAAGGCAGUUUAUGUUGGGUCUAAGAGCCAAAGAUCCAGUAGUUAGACAAAGAUUUUUCAUGCUGUAUCAUGAAUCACUUCCUAAAUCUCUAUUUAGCAGAUUGCAUUUUAUCAUCCAAAAUCAGGACUGGGAAGCUGCAAGUGAUGUUUUUUGGCUAAAGCAGGCCCUUGACCUUCUGUUGGCGAUCUUAGUAGAGAAAGAGCCCAUCAUGCUAGCACCAAAUUCAGCACGUGUGCCACCAGUAAUGGCAUCAGGAAGUUUUCCUGAGAUGUAUAACGUCCAGCACACAUCUGAUUCGUCAGAUUGUACAGAUGGAGGUUCCCUUACUUUUGACUCUCUUGUGUCUAGACAUGCACAUUUUUUGUCUGAAAUGUGUAGACUUCAGGUGGCUGAUCUUGUCACCCCCCUGAGAGAACUGUCUUAUGCGGAUGCUAAUGUUGCAUAUCACAUGUGGGUUUUAAUAUUCCCCAUUGUCUGGGUGACUUUACAGAAAGAUGAACAAGUUGCACUUGCCAAACCAAUGAUAACUCUGUUGUCAAAGGAUUACCACAAAAAGCAGCAAGGUAGUAGACCUAAUGUUGUGCAAGCCCUACUUGAAGGGCUUCAUCUGAGCCACCCACAACCGAGGAUGCCGAGUGAGCUUAUCAAAUAUAUUGGAAAAACUUAUAAUGCUUGGCAUAUUUCAUUAGCUUUAUUAGAGAGUCAUGUCAUGCUGUUCAUGAAUGAGGCUAAAUGUUCUGAAUCACUGGCAGAACUAUAUCGACUUCUUAAUGAAGAAGAUAUGAGGUGUGGAUUGUGGAAAAGAAGAUCAAUUACUUCUGAAACAAGACUUGGAUUAUCACUGGUUCAACAUGGUUAUUGGCAGCGGGCACAAAAUCUUUUUCACCAGGCAAUGAUCAAAGCAACACAAGGUACAUACAACAACAUUGUUCCUAAGGCAGAGAUGUGUCUUUGGGAAGAGCAAUGGCUUUCCUGUGCUAGUCAGUUAAGUCAAUGGGAUGCCUUGGCUGAUUUUGGCAAGAGUAUAGAAAAUUAUGAAAUUCUUCUUGAUUGCCUGUGGAAGGUUCCUGACUGGACUUAUUUGAAAGAGAGUGUGAUUUCUAAGGCUCAAGUAGAGGAGACCCCUAAGUAUCGUCUAGUUCAAGCCUUUUUUUCUCUUCAUGACAUGAAUGCUAGUGGUGCCAGUGAAGCUGAAAACAUCGUGGCCAAAGGAGUUGACCUUGCAUUGGAGCAAUGGUGGCAGUUGCCUGAAUUUUCUGUUCAGUCUCGAACACCUCUGUUGCAGCAGUUUCAGCAAUUAGUAGAGGUUCAAGAAUCUGCAAGAAUACUUUUGGACAUUGCAAAUGGGAAUAAACAACCCUCGGGAAGUUCAGGUGGCAAUAUGAGCAAUAUAUACGGUGAGCUCAAAGAUAUCCUUGAGACUUGGAGACUGCGCACGCCUAAUGAAUGGGAUAACAUGUCUGUUUGGUAUGAACUACUGCAAUGGAGAAAUGAGAUGUAUAAUGUUGUGAUAGAAGCAUUCAAAGACUAUUCUCAGACCAAUCCACAACUUCAUCAUCUUGGUUAUCGUGAUAAGGCUUGGAAUGUUAAUAAACUUGCUCAUGUAGCUCGUAAGCAAGGGCUCUAUGAUGUAUGUGUAAAAAUCUUGGACAAGAUGUACGGUCUUUCUACAAUGGAAGUGCAGGAAGCAUUUGUCAAGAUAAGAGAGCAAGCAAAGGCUUACUUGGAAACAAGAGGAGAAUUAAUCAAUGGUCUUAAUUUGAUCAAUAAUACUAAUCUUGAAUAUUUUCCUGUAAAACACAAAGCAGAAAUAUUUCGCAUCAAAGGUGAUUUCUUAUUAAAAAUGAAUGACUCUGAGAAUGCUAAUCUUGCAUAUUCCAAUGCCAUAAGUCUAUUUAAGCAUUUGCCAAAAGGAUGGAUAAGUUGGGGAAACUACUGUGACAUGGUUUACAAGGAGACACGUGAUGAGUUGUGGUUAGAGUACGCUGUGAGCUGCUUCUUUCAAGGCAUAAAAUAUGGUGUUUCCAAUUCGAGCAGCCAUCUGGCACGUGUUCUAUACCUUCUUAGUUUUGAUACACCAAAUGAAUCUGUCGGGAAGGUAUUGGAUAAGUAUUUGGAUCAGUUACCACAUUGGGUUUGGCUUUCUUGGAUACCACAACUUUUGCUUUCUUUACAAAGAAAUGAAGCUCCUCAUUGCAAGCUAGUUCUUAUGAAAGUCGCUCAAGUUUUUCCUCAGGCCUUGUAUUACUGGUUACGUACCUAUCUAAUGGAACGUCGUGAUGUUGCUAAUAAAUCUGAUUAUGGAAGGCUACAAUUAGCUCAGCAGCGAAUGCAACAAGUUGCAAUGGCAAAUAAUGCUGGUUCACAAAGCUUGGUUGAUGGUAAUCAACGAGGGACCUCUCAUCUCAGUGUUGCAUCAGAAAUUCAGACACAUCAAGGUUCUCUUGUUGCUAGUGUUGGCUCACAUGAUGGUGUAAAUUCUCAAGGACAAGAAUCUGAAAGAUCUGGAACUAUGGAAGGUAAUGCCAAUAGUGUGCAGGACCAAACUCCACAAAAUCCAAUUUCUGCUGAAGGUGCUCAUAUUCCUUUAAGACGCAAUGGCGGACUUGGUUGGGUGGCUUCUGUCGCAAGUGCUUUUGAUGCAGCAAAAGAUAUAAUGGAGACUCUUAGAAACAAACAUCAAAACUUGGCCAGUGAAUUAGAGGUUUUACUAUCUGAAAUUGGUUCAAGAUUUGUGCCGCUUCCUGAAGAACGGUUACUAGCAGUUGUUAAUGCAUUGCUUCAUCGUUGUUACAAGUAUCCUACAGCAACAACUGGUGAGGUGCCGCAGUCUUUGAAAAAGGAGCUUUCUGGUGUAUGCAGAGCCUGUUUUUCAGCAGACGCUGUGAACAAGCAUGUUGAAUUUGUAAGAGAGUAUAAACUAGAAUUUGAGCGAGAUCUUGAUCCAGAGAGAGCGGCAACCUUUCCUGCUACUCUCUCUGAAUUAACAGAACGUUUGAAGCAUUGGAAGAAUAUUCUUCAGCUUAAUGUUGAAGACAGGUUUCCUGCUAUCUUGAAACUUGAAGAAGAAAGUAAAGUAUUGCAUGAUUACCAUGUUGUCGAUGUAGAAAUGCCAGGACAGUAUUUCACUGACCAGGAAGUUGCACCUGAUCAUACAGUUAAGUUAGACAGGGUUGGGGCAGAUAUUCCAAUUGUGCGGAGGCAUGGAAGCAGCUGCCGCCGCUUGACACUAAUAGGAUCUGAUGGUUCCCAGCGCCAUUUCAUUGUUCAGACAUCAUUGACUCCAAAUGCUAAGAGUGAUGAGCGUAUGGUUCAGAUAUUUCGUGUACUUAACAGGAUGUUUGAUAAGCACAAGGAAUCAAGGCGCCGUCAUCUAACUAUUCAUACACCAAUAAUAAUACCUGUUUGGUCACAGGUACGAAUGGUGGAAGAUGACUUGAUGUAUAGUACAUUUCUUGAGGUCUAUGAGAUUAAUUGUGCACGCCAUAAUAGGGAGGCUGAUAUCCCCAUUACUUUAUUUAAGGAACAUCUUAACCAAGCCAUUUCGGGGCAUGUCACACCUGAAGCAGUUUUAGAGUUGCGCUUACAGGCAUAUAAUGAAAUUACAAAAAAUGUGGUGAAUGAUAACAUAUUUUCUCAAUACAUGUACAAGACUCUCCCAAGUGGCAAUCAUUUUUGGACAUUCAAGAAACAAUUUGCUGUCCAACUGGCACUCUCUUGCUUUAUAUCGUACAUGUUACAGAUUGGUGGCAGGUCUCCCAAUAAGAUUCUAUUUGCUAAAAAUACUGGCAAGAUAUUUCAAACGGAUUUUCAUCCUGCUUAUGAUGCGAAUGGAAUGAUUGAGUUCAAUGAGCCAGUACCCUUCAGAUUGACAAGAAAUAUGCAAACAUUCUUCUCUCAGUUUGGGGUGGAGGGUCUCAUUGUAUCUGCAAUUUGUGCUGCUGCUCAGUCAAUAAUCUCGCCAAAGCAAAGCCAUCAUAUAUGGCAUCAUCUUGCUAUGUUUUUUAGAGAUGAGCUUCUUUCUUGGUCAUGGAGAAGGCCCUUAGGAACUCCACCUGCCACAGUUGCUGCAGGAGGGGUCAACCAGCUGGACUUCGAGCAGAAAGUGGCGACCAAUGUUGAGAAUGUCGUUUCACGUAUUAAAUCAAUAGCGCCACAAUGUUUUCCCGAAGAGGAUGACAAUACUACUGACCUGCCACAGUCUGUCCAAAGAGGUGCGACCGAUCUAGUAGAAGCAGCCUUGGAACCGAGGAAUCUUUGCAUGAUGGAUCCAACAUGGCACCCAUGGUUCUAACUUCUCUCUCUGAUAUUUCUAAUUUACGACAUCAGUAGGCGAGCCAAAUUUUUAGGUUAUGGCCAACAUGAGAUUAUUUUGUAAAUAUUUAGAUUUUUUUUUCAUCUGUAUAUAAUUUAUUCAGAAGUAUCGUUCGAUAAUUUUCUUUUUUCCCUCUAGUUUA
This is a messenger RNA of Zingiber officinale, 12108 nucleotides long. Its product is annotated as transformation/transcription domain-associated protein-like. The transcript has 36 exons. The record is from RefSeq and is a predicted model, not a curated record. Gene Ontology annotation, biological process: DNA repair; regulation of DNA-templated transcription. Bases 213 to 11945 code for a protein of 3910 amino acids. Gene Ontology annotation, cellular component: NuA4 histone acetyltransferase complex; nucleus; SAGA complex. Lineage: Eukaryota; Viridiplantae; Streptophyta; Magnoliopsida; Zingiberales; Zingiberaceae. Gene Ontology annotation, molecular function: protein binding; transcription coregulator activity.